Molecule: messenger RNA, 1110 nt
Organism: Mangifera indica (mango)
Lineage: Eukaryota; Viridiplantae; Streptophyta; Magnoliopsida; Sapindales; Anacardiaceae
Exons: 3
Coding region: 316-882 (188 amino acids)
Biological process (GO): mitochondrial respiratory chain complex I assembly
Source: RefSeq, a predicted model, not a curated record
UCCGGAUUUAAAAACCAGCCCAUUAAAGACAUCAUCUGGUGCACGAAGCAAGGACAAGAGUGGGCACUUGGCUUGCUAAAAAGCUAUCCACGUGGCCUUCUGAUUCCCGGACCUCGAUCGUUUUAACAAGCAGGCACGUGCUUUCCACAUUCAUCUUCCUCUUCUUCAUUUCUUCUCCGCAGGACCCAGGGCCAUACUUAGGGUUUAUCCUUUUCAUAUAAACAAAUCACAAUCCCGUAUUUUAAUUUAGAAUUCGAAGCUUAGCAGUUGCGGUGUCGUUUUGAGUUGGUCAUUAAUAGUGAGUUCAAGAGAAACAUGGGUCAGGCAUUUCGUCGAGCGACUGGAAGGAUUGCAGCCUCUUCGCCUCCAACAAAAGCGAAGACCGCCGUCUAUCGGAAACCACCUGUGGGCCCCGCCGAAGAGGUCAAGAUUUCCCGGACUGCUGCUCCAUUGGACGGUCGCGAUCGUCCUGAUGAGGCUCAACUAUUCAAUGCCGACAAUGUGCUUGAAGAAAGAGAUCCCAGAUACGAUGAAAUGCUUGGUCAAAUGCUGGGAAGAGUUAGAACAAAGCCUGCAGGGAAACUUGAGAUGGGUGAGUCCUCGGUUCGGGAAAGAGAGAAGAGACCAAUGCCAAAACUUCGAAACACAACGCGAGAUUCUACUAGAUAUGAAGAAAGGCCAGCCCCACCGGGAACCUUAAAUGUAGCACAGCUUCGCCACAUCAUGCUUCUGCAUCAGGGAAAGGCUGAGGAUCAUGACGGCCCUAUGGAUGCCAAUCAGAUUGCCGAGAAGUACAGGCUCGAUGUUGAGCAGGUUAAGACAAUCUUUCAGUUUCUAGCAAUGCCUCCAGAAGAGGGCAGUAAACAGAAAAACAAUCAGUAAAGACCUGACUUCCUCUAUAUAAUGAAAGUGAUGUUACACUGAAUAAGGAACAGUGGUCAAUUUUGAAAUUUUUUUAUAUGCAAAAGAUGCAAAAUAUCCCUUGAAUCAUUUCAUUACGUCAACAUUAGGCAAGUUUGUAUGAAGGGAAACAUUUGUCCUGUAUGAGUCACUGUUGUUAGACUCAAACUCAAUUUGAUUUAAUUAAUACUCAACAACUUGAGCUAUCAA